GUCGCCUUCCUCACAUUCUCUCCACUUCACGAGUUGCACCAGGGGCAUCAUGGCCGAUAGGAGUACUGAGAGCCCUCGCGCCCCUACUCAUGUUGAGGACGAAAAGUGCAGUCAAGCGUCCCACACUGGCCUUGACCUAUAUGAAGAUGAAAAGACCGUGCUAGAUCGACAAACUGCAGGGCCCACCACCUACCUCGGUCCGGCUCGGUUUUUGUUGAGCUGUACGACUAAGGUAGAUGGAGUCAUUCUCAUGAUUAGUUCUAUUGCGGCGAUAGUGGGGGGUGUCGGGACGCCGUUAGCAAUGCUUCUCCUAGGUAGCAUGGGUCAGUCAUUUCGUGGCUAUUUCAUUGGGGACACAGACCUUAAGGAAUUCAACUCCCAAGUCCAUCAAAUAUGCCUUUUCUAUGUCUAUGUAGCGGUGGGCGAGUUCGUCGCCAUCUAUAUUGCGACAGUUGGCUUCACCAUGGUGGGUGAGCGAAUCGCCCAGCAGAUCCGGGAGAAGUACAUGGCAGCGAUAUUCCGACAAAACAUUGCCUACUUUGAGUGUAUCGGGGUCAGCGAGAUCAAUAAUCGUCUUACCAUUGACACAAACCUGAUACAGGAUGCGAUUACUGGCAAAGCCUCUCUGACGCUCUCCGCAAUCGCCACAUUCGUUUCCGCUUUCAUCAUUAGCUUUGCGAAAAGCUGGCGACUGGCGCUAGUAUUGCUACCAGCCCUAGUGCUCAUUGUCGGAUCCAUGACUGUGGGUGCAGCGUGCAUGGUGAAAUACACCAAGCGUGCUCUCGGCGCAUACAGUCGGGGCGCAAGUGUUGCCGAAGAGGCCAUCAGCUCAAUCGAAACAGUCACAGCAUUCGGUAUGCAACAAAGAUUGGUCAAUGAAUAUAAGAAGCAUAUUGCUGCUGCUCGCCUAUCAGGUCUUCAUAGUGGAGUUGCAUUAGCGGUGAUGAUAGCCAUCAUGAAUGGGGUUAUUUUCUGGAGCUACGGUCUCGCCUUCUGGCAGGGCUCACGAUGGAUGGUUAACGAUCAGAUCUCUCUGUCGGCAAUCAUUACUAUACUGUUCGCCACUAUUACAGGGGCCUUUGCGCUGGGGAAUGUGAGUCCACAUACUCAAGCCUUCGUCAGUGGCGUAACAGCCACAAGCAAAAUAUCACAGGCAAUAUGUCGUACAUCACCCAUUGAUUCUAGCCAAUCAACGGGUGAGAAACUAUCAGUAGUCGAAGGGACGAUCGAGCUUAGGAGUAUCCGGCAUGUCUAUCCUUCACGCCCCGGUGUAUUAGUCUUGGAUGGUCUUAAUCUCCAUUUUCCCGCGGGGAAGAUGACAGCUCUUGUAGGCCCUUCAGGAUGCGGAAAGAGCACGAUUGUAGGGCUUUUGGAACGAUUAUAUGACCCUAUAAGUGGCACCAUAUAUCUCGAUGGCCAUAACAUAACUGACUUGAACGUCUCAUGGCUGCGGCAGCAAAUAGGGCUUGUCAGCCAGGAGCCCACCCUAUUUUCCACAACAAUAUUCGAGAAUAUACGUUACGGUCUUAUUGGUACCCAGUACGAGCAUGCAUCAUUGAAAGAAAUUGAACAUCUCAUCGAACAAUCCACAAAAACAGCCAAUGCUUAUGACUUCAUCAUGGCUCUACCUGACGGUUUUCAGACCCAUGUUGGAGAUCAGGGUGGGCUCUUAUCCGGGGGUCAGAAGCAGCGGAUUGCUAUUGCAAGAGCAAUUGUUGGCGAACCUCGAAUACUACUCCUGGAUGAAGCAACUUCCGCAUUAGAUGUCAAGGCGGAGCGUGCUGUACAGAAGGCCUUGGACCAUGCCGCCCGAGGCCGAACUACUAUUGUGAUUGCGCACCGUUUGUCCACUAUUACGGCUGCCGACAAUAUUGUCGUUAUGUCAGCAGGGCGUGUGGUUGAGCAAGGCACUCACCAUGAACUCCUCGCAAAACAGUCUGUCUACCAGGAAUUGGUUAAGCAACAAACUAUCCAAGCUAAAAGGGUAGCCUCCAUAGCCCAACAUGAUGACGUGGGCCUUCAGGACCAGGACCCCAAUGACUUGGUGGACAUCAAAAAUGGGAAAGGUCAAACUACUCCCCUUACUAACAGCGAAAAAGCAACUGUGCACCAAAGCCACGACAUCAUUCGCAAGGACUCGACAUGGGCACUGAUCAAAUUUGUCUUCCAACUGCAUAAAGAUGGCGUAUAUCCGAUCAUUGGUGGUUUAUUUUUCUCACUCAUUGCCGGAGCAAGUCAUCCCACCCAGGCGAUAUUCCUAGCCAAAAUCAUUGAGGCACUCUCACUCAAGUCAUCUAUGUACAACGUCCUUAGGCACAACGUCAACUACUGGUGCUGGAUGUACCUCAUGAUCGGGUUCACCACAGUGAUUGGCUGGCUUGGCCAAGGGGUAUGCUUUGCAUACUAUUCCCAGCGGUUGAUAUAUACCGCACGCAAAAAGGGAUUAGAUACCAUCGUACAUCAAGAUAUAGGACAGUUCUUCCUGCCAGAGUCCUCCUCAUCCAGAUUUACGACAUUACUGUCAACCAGUGCUACUCAAAUCCAAGGCCUAAGUGGUGUCACGCUGGGGACGCUUCUUAUCAUUCUAACGACCCUAAUUGCCGGAUUUGUACUUGCGGUAGCAAUUGGCUGGAAGCUCGCACUUGUAUGCACAUGCACAAUCCCCAUCCAGCUGGGGUGUGGAAUUCUUCGUCUCAAAUGUGUCGCGAUACUAGAGGGUCAUUCGAAAAAGGUCUCUGACGCUUCCGCUGCCUAUGCACGCGAAUACAGCACAGGUAUUCGAACAGUGGCAGCGCUUAGCCUAGAGCGGUUCGUUCAGGGCAAAUACCAUGAUAUACUGGAGGAACAGCGCCGAAAGUCUCUUUUACAAAUUUCGCAAUCUUCGAUUCUAUAUGCCGCAUCACAGUCGUUGAAUUUCUUGUGUGCUGCCCUGGCAUUCUGGUACGGCAGCAGGCUUAUAUCAACUGACCACUACAGCAUGUUUCAGUUCUUUGUAUGCUACACGACCAUCAUUGUGGGUGCAUAUUCUGCUGGUGCCGUAUUUUCGUUUGCUCCUGAUAUUGGAAAAGCAAAGUCUGGAGCCCAGGAUAUGAAGCGUCUCUUUGACAGACCCGUACGGAUCGAUGCUCGACAAGAAGGGGGCAUUUCUGUCUCUCGCAUUGGCGGCUCUAUUGAAUUUCAGAACGUCUCGUUCCGUUAUCCCAACCGUCCGGAGCAUCUCAUACUUGAGGACGUUAACUUGGCCGUUCAGCCUGGACAGUACGUUGCCUUGGUUGGAGAAAGCGGUAGCGGUAAGAGCACUAUUGUUUCCCUUAUAGAGCGAUUUUACGACCCAGAAUCUGGGAUGGUCAUGGUCGAUGAUAUCGAUGUAAAGGCAUGGAAUUUGAGAGACUAUCGGGGCCAUCUCGCACUAGUUGGACAGAACCCAGCUCUCUAUGAUGGAACGAUCCGUGACAAUAUCCUCCUUGGAGCGGAAGGUGAGGUGUCGGAUGCGGCCAUUGUACAGGCCUGCAAGGAUGCGAAUAUCUACGACUUCGUGUGUUCACUGCCUGAUGGCUUCGCAACUAUUGUCGGAGCUCGCGGAGCAAUGCUCUCCGGUGGACAAAAGCAGCGGAUAGCCAUUGCGAGAGCUUUGCUUCGAAACCCACGGAUCCUCUUGCUCGACGAGGCGACAUCUGCACUCGAUUCAGAGUCUGAGAAGAUAGUUCAAGAAGCAUUGGAUGCGGCUACCCGGGGCCGUACCACCGUUGCGGUGGCACAUCGGAUUAGUACGGUUCAAAACGCUGACUGUAUAUACGUGCUCGAGCGGGGACGCAUUGUUGAACAGGGCAAUCACCAGUCACUACUGGAAUUGCGAGGGCGAUACUACGAGUUGGUACAGAUUCAAAACUUUGGCCGGACAUGAUAGUCUGGUAGUCCGUUUAUAAGUAGCAUCAUCCUGUGAUUCUACGGC
Molecule: messenger RNA, 3952 nt
Organism: Aspergillus pseudotamarii
Lineage: Eukaryota; Fungi; Ascomycota; Eurotiomycetes; Eurotiales; Aspergillaceae
Product: ABC transporter ATP-binding protein
Exons: 7
Coding region: 50-3904 (1284 amino acids)
Biological process (GO): transmembrane transport
Cellular component (GO): membrane
Molecular function (GO): ATP binding; ABC-type transporter activity; ATP hydrolysis activity
Source: RefSeq, a predicted model, not a curated record